UUUAUAUAUUUUUUUUUUAGGUGUUCUCUGGUUUGCUGUAUGUUACGGGCGGUCCGUUACUCGGCAUCUUCAUGCUUGGGCUGCUGAUUCCACGAGCUAACAGCAAGGGCGCAUACCUUGGAGUAGCCAGCGGUCUGGCUAUGACAGUGUGGCUUUUCACUGGUGCCCAGCUCUACCCGCCAAAUGAUUACCGGGGCCCUGUGUGCAUUUCAGGGUGCUCCUCUGACGUAUUCAACAAGACCCAGGCAGCUAUGAACAACGACACUGGAAUACAUUAUCCCAUCACGCAUCAUCAUGUUAAUCCACUGGCCACAUUCUACAGUACGUCGUAUUUGUGGUACUGCGCUAUUGGUUGGGCAGUCACCAUGGUGAUAGGCACAUUGACAAGUCUGUUGCUAGAAACCGAAGACGAAAAGAAAGCAGGCGUAGAUCCUAAACUCGUAUUUCCACUCAAGUUAUGGCUCUUAAGCUGGUUACCAAGCCAACGCGAAAGAUGGAAUUCGAGUACAGGCCUCCCUCAGUCAGACGACAAAGAGGACUGGGUACAGCUUGGGGAGAGAAAGCGGACGGGGUCUGCAGAUCAGUUACCAAGAACAGGGACAAGCGAAUCCUGGCGAACAAGUUGUGCUUGAAAAAGAACAAAAAAGAUCUUAAAGAUAACCACGCUAGCAAAGGCAAAGGUUAAAUCGAUUCAAAAAAGUCACCACGUUAUCGAGUCAAAUCACCUUACCAGGAAUUCCCAAAAACGCAAGAAUCACUUCAAAGGUUGCUUUAGGUUGCUUUAGCCUUCGUCGCAUGCUGAUAGCUAUCCCAUUAAGAUCACCGAAACUUGUGUGAAACAACGCUUGGGAUAAAUGCAAGAGUUUCUCGACUCCAAAAGAGAUGCAAGAACUAUCUACAUGCAUGGUUACCUUCUACAGACGUUCUCGAUUACUAUUGUAGAUAAAGUUUUGAUAGAAAGUAUUUAACUAGAAUUGUGGUCAGAUGUCUCGCAUGGAAAAAUAACUUUCACUCAAAGUAAGAUGAUAGAGAAAACCAAGUAUGUCAGUUGGCAGACUCAUACCCAGUCCCUAUUUACAGGGCAGAUUGGAUUGAUUCAAAGAGAAAGCAGUCUGGAUCAAGUGGAGCAUGCAGGGAGUUCUGGGAAGAGUUGGGAAAAGUUUCCUUUGACCCUUCCCAUAACACCCUUCGUGCCUUAAUCCACCCUAGUAUCCAAUCUUCUCUCCUCCCCCCGAAACACGUAAAUAGCGACUAGGUACGAGUCUGGUUUGUUGGUAACAAGAAAAAAAAAAAACAUUCUAUUCUUGCACACAGUUUUCAUGGUGAAUCCCUUGUGUGGGUGACACUUUAAAUUCCACAACAAGAGGACUUGGAACACUUUUAGUUUAAUAUAUUUUUUGCAAACGUUAUUUAUUUACAGUUGGUAUAUCAGUUUUGUUUUCGCUCACAUAUGGCCUGGAGAUAGGGGAGAUUAUGAAUGUGAAACAUUCUAGAUUUCUAUCUAACGUUCAUAAUAAGCAUGAGUUACAAAGUA
Messenger RNA from Orbicella faveolata, 1534 nucleotides. RefSeq names its product sodium-coupled monocarboxylate transporter 1-like. Gene Ontology annotation, biological process: transmembrane transport; sodium ion transport. The record is from RefSeq and is a predicted model, not a curated record. Lineage: Eukaryota; Metazoa; Cnidaria; Anthozoa; Scleractinia; Merulinidae. Gene Ontology annotation, cellular component: membrane. Gene Ontology annotation, molecular function: symporter activity.